Molecule: messenger RNA, 1053 nt
Organism: Clonostachys solani
Lineage: Eukaryota; Fungi; Ascomycota; Sordariomycetes; Hypocreales; Bionectriaceae
Source: the annotation of a GenBank genome assembly
AUGCCCCAUCUACUCGAGAUACCGCUCGAGCUUAGAGAUGAAAUCUUUUACUGGGUCAUCUGCCCGCUGGUAGAGCCACCUGAAUCUCCUCUUUCGGAACAAGCGCACCGCCAGAGGCUGCCGCAUGGUGAAUAUCUCAGCCGGGGCAUCUAUAAUGAGUGGGACUUUCUCCGUCGCGGCAUUUGGCAUCGAGCACCGACGAACCCUGCGCUCUCUCUCCUCCAGGUGAACAAACAGAUCCAUGACGAAGUCAGCCACUUUCUUCGACGCAUUCCAACGGACUACAAUGUCGAUAUCAUGUAUGUCAAAGAGUCCGGGCUUUGGCCAACUUGGUCAAUCCCGAAGCUCCCCGAGACACAGUACAUCGACUCUGUCCGUGCAACCUUUCGAAUCUUCAACCCUACCGAAGAUCUGGGCAAGCAGUUUCGGUACAAGGUGUCUCAUUCACGACUGAUCUGUCACUCGCCUACCUUUCAUAGGUCCUUCUACGGAUUGCUCACCAACUUCCUCAAACGUGGACCCGGGCUUCUCGACCGUACCCAUCCCGAAGAUGACGACAGCAUCGCCCCCAGAUACAUUGUCAAGAAGAUCUUCAUCGACAUCGUUGCACCUACCGAUGGCUCUCCGCAUUCCAGUAUUCUCAUAGAUGACAAUCUCUACCCGAGGCGCGCGAGUGCUCGCAUGUUACGAACCCUGUACGGAGAUCAUGAUGAUGUAGACACGCCGCCUGAAGAGCGCCUCGCAUCACACUUGGCGAAACAAUUGGAGAUGCUGUUGUUUUCUCGGUUUUGGUGCUUUGAAUUCAUGCACUUGAUGAUUAUUUAUGAGCAGGUGGCUGAGGAAUUUGUCAUCACAGUCAAUGGAGAGGAAUUCAAAAGAGUAAACAUGGAAGAAAGCUUCAGGAAACUCAAAGAACAGUUCUUCCCCCCAGGUUCAGGACCCGGAACGUGUGCAGCGUGGGGAAAUUGGGCAGAAGUAAGGCGGCGAAGGAUGAGGGAGGGCCUUGAACUCGAUAACCAGAGGCCGGCAGGGGUGGAGAGAUUAUAUGAAUAG